This is a messenger RNA of Xyrauchen texanus (razorback sucker), 3847 nucleotides long. It is a transcript of the gene e2f2, whose product is annotated as E2F transcription factor 2. The coding region runs from base 373 to 1692 and encodes 439 amino acids. The transcript has 7 exons. Gene Ontology annotation, molecular function: RNA polymerase II cis-regulatory region sequence-specific DNA binding; protein dimerization activity; DNA-binding transcription factor activity, RNA polymerase II-specific. The record is from RefSeq and is a predicted model, not a curated record. Gene Ontology annotation, cellular component: RNA polymerase II transcription regulator complex. Gene Ontology annotation, biological process: regulation of transcription by RNA polymerase II. Lineage: Eukaryota; Metazoa; Chordata; Actinopteri; Cypriniformes; Catostomidae.
UGCUUUUAAAACGUAGAUUUAUAAAGCUAAAGCAAGCAGGAUAUUUUAAUAGACGUGUAAUUUAAGUUAUUUUACGUUUAUUAAGGCUUAGCCUCUCUCGUGCAACUACAACAAAGAGCCCUGGGAGAGAGAAUUGAUCCCAAAGCAGUAAUAGUUUUGUAUUUUUGUCAUUUUUAACGCAUUAUUAAUCCUCAAUAUUUCCCACAGUAUUUAUUUUACUCUUUGCCUGUUGCAUUUGCAGAGUUUCCAAUUCCGUUUAUUGUGACGUUUGCUUCGUUCCGCAUUGAAACAAAGUCGAGCUUUGAGCAAUUGCGAGAUUCUUUUGCUCGAGCUGCAUCACGUUCGCGGGGUUUCGUUAAUUUCGCGUGCUAAAUGAAGCGGAUACCCAGAGGGAUUUCUCCUGCUUCAGGAAGAGGCGCAGUCGCUGGACUCUCGUGCCCGCACAAAACAAUGUUCUCCGGGUUGAGGACGGAUUUUUUCAACACUGGACUUUCGAGCCCGCCUAUUAAUUCGGUACCGACUGGAUACUUCACUCAAAUCGGCAACACGACAGCUGCGGAGCAGAGACCCAACUGCCUGUACGCGACCCCCCACGGGCCCGAAGCUAAGCCUGUGCGGACCUCCUCCGGCCGGCUGCCGGCCAAGAGGAGGCUAGAUCUGGAAGAGCCACUGUAUCUCCCAGAAUUUUGCACACCAAAAGGGAAAGGAAACUCGGCAUCUGCAAGAGCACCAAGCCCCAAAACUCCCAAGUCUCCCGGUGAGCGCACUCGUUACGACACUUCUCUUGGGCUGCUUACUAAGAAAUUUGUUGGCUUACUAAGUGAAUCGCCUGAUGGGGUUCUAGAUCUGAACUGGGCCACGGAGGUUCUGGAGGUUCAGAAGAGACGUAUCUAUGACAUCACAAACGUUCUGGAGGGAGUGCAGCUCAUACGCAAGAAAUCUAAGAACAACAUUCAAUGGAUGGUAAGUGGUGUGUUUGAGGGGUCAGCCAGUGGUGCAGAGAUGGCCAGCACUCUGAGGAAAGAACUUUCUGAGCUAGACAGGCAAGAGAAAGCUCUGGACAACCUCAUUCUGUCCAGCUCGUCACGACUACGAGAACUCACAGAGAACAAUGACAACCAACGAUUAGGAUAUGUAACGCAUCAGGACAUUCGUUCUAUAGUCAGCCUGAAGGAUCAAACAGUGAUUGCUGUUAAAGCUCCGUCUGAAACCAAACUGGAAGUUCCAGAGGCAUCCGGGGGGUCACUGCAGAUUUACUUGAAGAGCAAGAAUGGUCCAGUUGAGGUGUUCUUGUGUCCUGAAGAAUGUUUGGAGGAUGUUAGUCCUGUCAAGAAUGCCACACCCAGAAAAGAUUACCCACAAACCCCAAGUGCCACCACACCCUCUCUCUUCCCACCUGCAAAACCCCAGCAAGCAGAGGGUUUGCUACCAAAACCUCAGCCGUCGAUGACAUGCACCAACGGUAGCAUCUCUCUGCUUGAUGUAGAAGGGAUUCUGGGUCUUCCUCCUAGCCUUCUACAGAUCACAGAAGACCAGCUGCCUGGAAUGCCCUUCACAUCUGACCCCGCUGGCCCCUUUGUUAGUUUCUCUCCUCAUCUCACUCACGAUGACUACCUCUGGAGUCUGGAUGAUGGAGAAGGUGUAUCUGACUUCUUUGACACAUAUGAUCUGGGAGAUCUGCUCAAAACAUGAGGCAUUAAUGCCAGGGCUGACAAAACCCUAGUUGAUAGUGUCAUUUAGAUCAAUUCAGACCCUGAUCCACAUUACAACAGACACCUUCACAUUAUGAGAUAGAAUGAAGUUGUAGUAUAUAGUGCACAUGCCAUGAUGCCAUGAAGAUGGCCGAACGUGGAAUGGAGACUCUGCACAGUUUAAUCACUUAAGUGAUUAGGAGUCGAAAAUACUUUAUAUAAAAAGUGAUCAGGCGUCCUCUAGUGGAUAUCCAUGUAAUUCAGAUACAUAAUGAAGCCAUAUUUUUUUCUGUCAGCCAUACAAUAGUAAGGUAUUUUUUCUUUUGGAUAGUUUAGUUAUAUAUAUUUUUGACAAAAAACAAGUAUUUGUCAUGUGAUUUUUAAUUAUUACAAUUUAUUUUGUAUUUUUGCCCAUUGGCAAUGUUGUUGAUCUUUGUGAUUCUAUUUAGUAUUGACCAUAAUCCAAAACUGUGUAAUUGCCUUGUGUGUUGGUAUGAGCCAGAACAUACUGUGUUAUCAAUUGUGAAUAAUUCUUAAAUAGGAUGUAUGGAACUCAGGUCAUUUUUAAAGCUUUUUUGAGCUUUAGCAAUGGUAGUACUGUCAAUACAUUGUCAGUAGAGGGCUGUGUGACCAUUUCCUGCUGCCCUCAGGCAAAGGUGCUAAUAAAAAUGUGUUUGUUGAAGACAUAUGAACCAUCAUAAGGUUUAUACCUUAGCAUUAUAACCAGACUCAUUAAAUCUAGACUCAAGUGAAGCAGAGAUCUGAAAAGCUAUGUUUAUUAAAAUGAUUCAAAUUUACUUGUCAUCUGUUCAAACUGAAAGCAGUGCUUUUAUUUUUUGAAAUAGGUGCUUGUCUGUUCAUUCUACCUCCAUUUUUAGUGUAUUAAGCCAAAGUGAGGUAGUAGCUUGAUCUUGUAGCAGUGGCCUUCCCAGGUUUUGAAUAUGUAGAAACUAUUUAAUGCCUACAAGGUUUUAAACACUGACAUGGAUGUCUGUGUUGCAGAAACCCUAGGGGAUGAGUUGGCAGCAAAAUUUGACAUUUCCAAGUGUUUUAUUCAAAUGGAUAUAUUUAUACUUUUGUGGUCUGUUCAAUUACUAGAAUCAACUUUUCCUUGUGAAAUUAUGGUAAUGAAGUUCUCAAGGUUCUCUGCUCCACUCUUGGAGUAGUUAAGGGAUGUUUAAUGAAAUCUGGCAGAAACCUUUGAUACUGUAUGAACACUGAACUGCUCCAUGAACUGCUGGGAAUUCAAAGUGAACUUUGUUUCCAGAUUUUUUAUUUUAUUUAUAUUUUUUGGGGGUCUGGAUUCUUGCCAUCACCUUAAUGCUAGGCUUUAUAGCAGAGACCAAGCAGAAUUGUAACUGUUUAUAUCUGGUGUAUGUAAAAAGACAUUUACAGUUUGAAAACACCCAUCUUUAAUGCAGAGCAUGUCUGGUAUGGGAGGCAAUAUGGAAAACUUGAAUAACUUCAUUUUUAAAACUACAUUCCCACACCCAGUUUAAUUGUGUUCUGCACUGAAUAUGGUUCUGCUUUUGAAGCAUUUCUCAAAUGGGGAAAAACAAAACUGAACCAAAAGACAAAGGUCUUGCAGGGUGCUGGAACGUUGGCCUUAAAAUUCUUUUUUUUACACCUGAUCACACCUAGAUUUGUCUAACCUAGGAUACUAGAACUUUAAGCUCUGGAAUAGAAAUAGUUUUCCAAGGCUGAUUCAGCAUUUGGCAAGGUGCCUAUAGGUUUGGUUUAAGAGCAGUUGUAAUCAGAUUUGAUAUUUGUCUGAUUAAUUUAUGGAUAACCUAUAUCUUGUGUGAGGGUGUACAAAACUAUUACCUGGGUUUUGCUUCAUGCAACUGUCCUGUCCUAACAAACUUGAAAAUGUGUGUUUGUAUAUGCAUGAGUGUGCUGAAGUGUUGUCUAAGAUUUGGCAGUUGUGCAUUUGGUUGUAGUCUUUAGUGAAAUGUUUGGAAUAAUUUGUUUUGCGUUUUCACUUUUUAAAAAGCAUUAUGUUUUUAAAAUUGUACAGAAUAAGCUUGUAUUUAUAGUUUUUGUAUUUUAUGUAUUUAGCAUUUUAUUGGUUAUUGUCUCAGGAUGUGUUAUUUUUGAAAGACCUUCUGUUUAACAGGCAGCACUUAACUUGAUAAAUUGUGGUGUUUAAAAUGAAU